This is a messenger RNA of Dentiscutata erythropus, 176 nucleotides long. The record is from the annotation of a GenBank genome assembly. NCBI's taxonomy places the organism in Eukaryota, Fungi, Glomeromycota, Glomeromycetes, Diversisporales, Gigasporaceae.
AAAAGCAACAGAAAUUUGAGAAAGGUGAUAUGAGUAAUAAUAAUGAAGAGCCACCUAAAAUUUCUGUUAUAAAAGGCUUAAAUAGGUUAAAAAAAUUUAUUAGUUUUGUUAAACAACAAGAAAGUUGUGAUUUUAAUAUAGAAGAGCUAAAAAUUUUUAGAAAUACUUAUUAUUAA